This is a messenger RNA of Physcomitrium patens, 2119 nucleotides long. RefSeq names its product SPX domain-containing protein 2. NCBI's taxonomy places the organism in Eukaryota, Viridiplantae, Streptophyta, Bryopsida, Funariales, Funariaceae. Gene Ontology annotation, biological process: cellular response to phosphate starvation. The record is from RefSeq and is a predicted model, not a curated record.
CUUUGUGUGUGUGUGUCUCUGUUUGCCUCACCCGUAGCCGACCCCGCUCCGGCAUUACGCCUCUCGCUUCCUUGGAAUCCUGCCCCGCCCCGUCCCGCACUUGUUUGCUCUGUUCUCGUUCUUGUGCUCGUGUCUCCUUCUUUGCUUUGGCGGUCGAUCCCUUCGAGGUGCAAGAGUCGCGUUGAAGGCAUUGGAGGAUUAAGAGGUGGAGUAGAGUGGAGAGAUGAAGUAUGGGAAGCUGUUGCAGAUGCUGUUGGAGCAGAUGCCGGUGGAGUACCGGGACAAGUUCUUGUCCUACAAGCAGCUGAAGAAGGUGAUUAACACUAUUUUGCAGGAGAAUUCGUUACCGACGGCGGCGUUUGUGCAGUUGGAGGAUGAGGCGGACGCCGAGACAGGGCAGGGAGAGCAGGGUGACGAUCGGCCGUCCGUGGAGUCAAUUACAGCGCGGGACGUGGAGGUGGCUUGGCCGCUGGCUGAUGGAGUAGAGCGGGAGACCAAGCGGGUGAGAUGGGAAGCAGGGAUGGCCGUGCGGACCGAGGGAGCGGCGGGAGAGGGGGUAGGCGGGGAAGGAGGUGAUGGAUGUGUUGGAACCAAGAGGAAGAUUGGAGGCAGGGAGGAGGUGGUCGUAGUACGCAAUAGCGGGAGAGAAAAUGUGUUAUCACUGCCCGUCCAGAGGGAGGUUUUGGCUUCCAGGCCAGUUGAUCCUCGCGCCGUUGGAGAGGAAAAGGACCUCACGAAAGAUGAGGAGGAUUUUUUGCACCUCUUGAAUGUUGAGCUUGAGAAGUUCAACAGCUUUUUCACGGAGAAAGAAGAAGACUACGUCAUCCGUGUACAAGAGCUGAGACACAGACUGGAGAGGUUGCGCCAGCGAAAUGAUGCAGAAGUGCAUCAAGGAGACUGGAAUGAGGAUUUUCUGACAAUCCGCACGGGACUUGUCACGUUACAUGGAGAAGUGGUACUUAUGAAGAGUUAUAGCACUCUCAAUUACACAGGGCUGGUGAAGAUAUUGAAGAAGCAUGACAAGCGCACAGGAACGGUCCUUCGUCUGCCUUUCAUCAGACGAGUGCUCUUGCAGCCAUUCUUCUCCACAGAGCUUCUCUCGGAACUUGUCAAAGAUUGUGAGACUCUUCUAUCGACUUUCCCCGCUGUUCCUAUUGAAGAGAGCAUCGAUGUCGAACUUUUCGGUGUAACAGGGCAAGCUCAAAGUGAAUCACAGGAGGGUUCAUAUCCGGCAGUGCAUGCUGCUGGAGGCAUAUUCAAGAGUACCGUGGCUGCCUUACGAACGAUUCAGGAGAUGCGGAAAGGGAGUUCAACUGUCAGUGCUCAGUCCUUGCCGCCCUGCAAUUUAUAUGGAAACGAUGAACGAUAUGGCAUAGUUGACAACGAGGGAUCCUGGGGCAGAAAAUUGCCUGUCCACUCCAGGAAACAGGAAUUCGAGAGCAUGGCCUGUACCAGUUGAAUGGUAAAAGCAAAUAGAGAUCUUGCAGAGCUUUAGAAGGGAAGUCUCUGGAAUUGAGACCAGUUUUUCACAUGAUUUUGGAGCCUCUCAAUGAUGUAUGGGAACACAAUGAUUGGUUGCUACCUGCAUCUUGGCUGAGCUUAUGUCCUUUGAUACAGAUUGAACAUAGCUCUCAAGCCUCCAGGAAAACAUAUUUACUUAGGGGAAUGUUGAGGAUAUGAAUUACCCGCUCCUGCAUCCAAGUGCAAGAACCACGCUGGGAUCGAAACUCGUUGUAGGGACCUUCUCUUAUGGAACAGGCCCUGCAUCUGAGGUUCCUUAAAGCUCUCAACGAGAUCUCAUGGACGUAAUUUAUAGAUGGUGUUGAAUGAGGGAUCCCUGGAAUACGUGGUGCUGUCCCGAGUUGAAAAUGUCGAAGAUCGUCUCGGGGUACGCAACCCUGCACUACAGGGUCACAACCGUCGCAUGGCUGUGAAACGGAAAUACUUGGGCAUAUCAGAGGAGGCACUAGGUGGAAAUUCGUUUGAAGGACCCUUUGUUACACUCUUUUUACGGGGAUUGAACCCCAAAGAAAGUCUCGUUUUUUCCAUGUCAUUUUUUUUGUAAAUCUACCCUGUUCUUGGAAUUCAAUCUAUCCAUCUGGACUAUUUUCCUACAGUA